Molecule: messenger RNA, 1127 nt
Organism: Neurospora tetraspora
Lineage: Eukaryota; Fungi; Ascomycota; Sordariomycetes; Sordariales; Sordariaceae
Exons: 2
Coding region: 159-848 (229 amino acids)
Source: RefSeq, a predicted model, not a curated record
AGCGUUUGUUUGCCUGCUUCAAUCAAACCUUAGCUCGACCUUGGGCAUCACGAACAUCUCGAACUUGCAAUCUUACUUAACCUCCAAGAAUCCCAAGCUCGAAUCAAUCUUUCAUCAACACUCUUGCCGCCGCCCUUUGUUUCUACACCUUUUCAAAGAUGAGCUUCGAGCGUCCGCUUCGUGGCGGCUGCCAAUGCGGCCGCAAUCGUUACAUCAUCCAGUUUCCGCAAAACACUACGCAAAAGGCACAAGUCAUCUUCAACUCACCGCCCUCACAAUAUAUCUCCCAUGGCUCACCAUUGGCUGCUUUCCUGCGGGUGCCUUUGCCAUGGUACCACAGCACGACGCUUUGGUUUUCUCCCGACGAAAGGACAUCGAUGAUCCAUCGCGCCUACACAUCUCCCUUUGAACCGCAUUCUAUGCGCCGCUUCUGCGGUUUCUGCGGUACGCCCUUGUCUUACUGGUCCGAGGAACCUCGCAGCGAAGCCGAUUUCAUCCAACUGUCGUUGGGCAGUCUCCAUCCAGAAGAUCUAGCGGACCUGGAGGACUUGGGUAUGUUGCCGGACUUCGAAAGCGAAGGUGAAACCGAGGCAGAUGUUUCAAAGAAGCAAGAAGGAAAGGAAGCAGUGACGCAUAUCGGCCGUCAGACUGUGGGGGGCCUACCCUGGCUGGACACCUUGGUCGAGGGCAGCCGACUGGGUACUCUUCGUGCUUCCAAAGGUCGCAGCCAGAACACGAGUGGCACAGUUCAAGUCGAAUGGGAAGUGAUGGAAUGGACCGAGGGUGACAGCGGCUUCCCAAGCGGUUCCAAGGGAAACGGCAAGCGGAAGCUUGUAGCGUUAUCAUGAAGGACGUUAAGCAAUGAGCCUGCAGUGGGAUCACGUCCCCUGCCAUGGUUCAUCUAUACACCCAGGCACCUCCCAAGACCAUAAAAGGGCAUUAGAGCGCUUGGGUUUGCGGGCAUUCUUUUCGGCGUUUCCACACUCAUGAGAGGGUCAUCAAGGGAUAGGCAUUGUGAAGGCUUUUGGCAAGAUUGGCCUGUUGUUUCGUGUUGUUGGGUCGCAGGUUUCCUGCUAGGCGGUGCACCAACCCGUGGUCCUUCGACAUAGUCCUAAAAUGCAGCAUUU